UUGCCAAACUUUUUACAUUAAUAUUACAUUUUACGGCAAAAAAGGAAAUACUUUACUUAUCAAAAUAUAUGUAUUCAUUUGUAUCAGGUUCUCCAAAAAACUACCCAUAAUGCUUCACAGAAGACAAGGACUCUCGCCCAGCAAAUCCACUCAAACCUGGACAUUAAAGGCCUCACUGCAGGAGCAGAGAGAUGAUGCAGGUGAUGGAGAUGAGCAGGAAACCUCUGAGGAGUGGCUCGAGUGGAGGAGCUUAGAGAGUUGUGGCCUCACUCUGUCCCACCUCCUGUCUCAUUGCUCUAGUGCUGCUGUAUUUGACAGAGAGGAUGGAGUGGACACACAGCUGGAGAUCAACUCCAAGUCCCUCACUGACUUCGAGAUGCAGCUUUACCAAGUGAUUGAGAUGUACCACAGGAGAGUACAGUGGCUGACUCGAGGCAGCAGAAAGAUCUUUGGGAUGGUGACAGGAUCCAGACUCGGAGUUCUCGUCGAUUCUUCUGACAUUAGCUGCUCUGAAGAAAGGCUCUCGGAUCUCCAGCGCUACCUCCUGCUUCUCGUUCAAGAGCAGCUACGCCUGAAGAAGCAGCUUCACUUCCAGGCAAUAGGCUCAAUAAGUAGCAGACUGUGGGAGAAACCGAGGGACGUUAACCUGAGGAGGCUGCAGGAGGUUCAGGAGUGGAUCCGGAACCUGAGGCCAAGCGGAGGCUGCAACCUGCUGCAGGCUUUGGAGACGACCCGGAGCCACACCCAGCUCGACAGUCUGCUGAUCAUCCUGAGCUCCUGUCCUGAUCAGGACCUGAAUGUUCUACUCUCCUUCGUGUCCGAGGUGGUACAGGAGAUGUCGCUGUCUGUUCACGUGGUGUCCUAUGACUCCUGCAGUCCUGUAGCUGUUGAAGUUGUAAAGAACAUCAGUAAAGUCACAGGAGGGAGAUUUCACCUCUUUUCUGCUUCACUGGGUAUAGUGGACAGCAGUAGUGAUUUGGAGCGUCUAUGGGCUGAAAUUAAAGCUGCAAGGGACGUUCUUCACAACGUUCAGGAAGUAUGGCGGUGUGAGCAACUAAACAGCACGCCAGUGUCAAUCGUUCCAGAGAUCAUGACAGAUUUGGACGGUGUGUCUCUGUCUGAUCCGGACUUUAUAGCCCAAACUGCUGCACUGUGUGUCCAGCCUGCAGGUCCUCUGCCGUACUCCUCUGCUGAGUGGCUGAAAACCCAUGGCCUGAGAGCCAAGAAACUGAAUGUGUACGAUGUGCUGGCUCCUUACGUCUACUCUCCACUGGAAGGCUUCGUCCCUGUACUGCGGAAGAACGUCAAGUCAAAAGUUCACGAGAAAGCAAUGGUGCAGUUCGAGUGGAACGACGGCGCAGUGAAGAAUCUGCACGUGGAUCUGCCCCUGCUGCAGAAUUAUCAGAGGCGGCUCCUGGAGGCUGAGUGUGUGUUGGAGGACAGGGUCAUGUGGUUAAACAGUACCGGCAGCAGGCAGAUCUGGGGAACAGUGUGUGAACAGAGCGUGCAGGUUCUGCUGGACAUGUCCGACAUGAGCUCCCAUCACCAGCUCCACAUUCGGCACGCCGUCCGACUUCUGCUGCAGGAACAACUUCCCAACACACACUGCUUCAACAUCAUAGCGUUUGGAUCAGAUGUGAAAAUAUGGAGAGAGAGAACAGUCCCCUCUAAUCACCAAAACCUUCAGGACGCUUGGGAGUGGGUUCAGGGACUAGAGUGUGCAGGGCGUCGUAAUACACUGGAUGCUCUCAGACAUGUCACAGAGACAGAAGCACAUACCGACUCAUCUCUUACUGGCGGAGUGUAUCUACUUACCACCGGCGCUCCGGAUCAGGCCAGUUCGUCCGUGUCUUCAUAUGUGUCGGAGUUCUGCACUAGUCUGCGGAUUCACGUGUGCCUGUUCACCAGAGAGGACGAGCCGCUCCGGUGCUCAUCUUCAUGUUACGUGUCUCAUGCCAAAGUCGCUCUUUUUCUGCGCAACCUAGCACACAGUGCUAAAGGCCGCUUCCACUGGAUCACAAACACAGGUAUAGUGGAGAGCGAUGACAUCACUGCUCUGGUCAGAGAAAUGGAAAAGGCUGCUGAUUACUGGGAAAAGUGCUGCGAGCUGGUGGACUCUCUGCUUCAGCGAAACUCCAGCGCAGAUCACGAUCAAGAGUGUCAGAGCCCAGUUCAGUUCGCUAAAGCUCAGACGCAGAAACACACACUUCGGCCUCCCAGAGAGACUCGGCUGAGCUCAGCCAGGCUGCGGAGAACAGAGGGGAAGUGCUCGCCAACAUGGAUGCCAAACAGUGCCAAAGCAGUCAUUCCUCCUGCACCUCCAGUGGUUGGUUGGGAGCCGGUCAAACCUACAAUCUCUGCUAAGGUGAAGAAAAAGCAAAGAGUGUCGCAUUCUGCUAUCGACUUGGAGGAAGACCGCCUGGGUUCUGUUUUUAAGCAUCUGAAAGCAAAAAGUGCUCAGAAGUUUGUUAAUAUCCCCAAACAUGAGGACAUCUCCUCCUCCAGACAGUGGCUGAAACAGUUUGGUGUCAGGAGUCUGAAACUGGACCUCCACAAGCUGCUCUCGGCUCCUGCCUGCACCCACCGUCAGGAGCUCGUACCGUCUGUCAGCAGGAGUGUGUCCGCGAGAUACUGCGCCAUCUUCCCCAGCGUUCACCUAAACGGACGAGUGCUGCAUCUGUUCCUGAGAUCGGGCGAGUUGAAGCAGUACCUGAUACAGACCGAACGGGUCCUGCAACGUUACACUCACAGGAUGCAGUGGCUGCUCUCAGGCAGCAAGCGUGUGUUUGGCUGUGUGUUGGAGAGAGACGUGUGUGUGCUGCUGGAUGUGUCGGGCUCCAUGUCGCCCUGGCUUGCGCCACUGCAGAGAGAGCUCACCUCACUGAUCUGGGAUCAGCUGCACGGCAACAGACUGAGAUUCAGUAUGGUGGCAUUCUCUGAAGAGGUGCGAGUGUGGCAGGACAAGCUGGUAGAGGCCUCAGAGGAGAGGUGCAAGGAAGCAGUAACAUGGCUGGGUCAGCUGAACACACACGGAGGAACCUCUAUUCUACAUGCACUGCAGGCAGCUUGUGUGUUGGGCGACUCAGUGGGUGUGUAUCUGAUCAGUGAUGGUCGGUGGGACUGUAGUUGCAAUCUGGUGCUGAAGGAGCUCGAAAGACUGACAUCAGGAAAGCACAUUACCAUCCACACGGUCACGCUGAGUGACCUGGACAGCUCAGCCAUGGUUCUGAAAAGCCUGGCCCACAAAACCAGAGGCCGGUUCCACCAGGUCCCUUCAGCUGCGGACACAAGUGCGGCUCAAGAGCUUCUGAGCAGCGGGUUCAGUGCUGGAGAGGACUCAGUUCUUCCAGAGUUUCAUAGUGAUGAUCUAAAAAGGCUGAGGAAUGAAAUUGAAAAGUUGAGAAUGUUCCACAAACAAGCCAAAGACCUCAGGGAAACGUUAUUGGUGAAGAAUCCAGAAGUUGUCAACACGAAGUAAACAAAUCAACAUCCACUGAACCCUUUGAACUUUUUAAAAUCUUGAUUCACUUUUACUCAAUAAAGUACUCUGUCUCCUCUACUCUACUCUUAAUUUAAAAUGUAACAAAGUGCAGUGUGUCUCCUCUAUUAGUCAUUGAUUGCAAAAGUACAUUUUCCUGUCCUUCAACACAUUUUGGUGCCACAUACUGUGUCCACCUCAGGGUGACAGUGAUCAGGUAAGAACAGACACAUUGUUCUGAGUACUGUACUUUAUUUACAACAACACUCUGUCUCUUAACGUCAGGACAAAAAUUGUUACAUAAAACAUUUAUUACAGACUUUUAGAGAAUGAGGGGGAAAUUUAUCUUAACUAAACAGUCAUGAUGAAACUAAUUGUAAUAUCAGAUAUGUUCUACUGUAUGUAACACUAAGAAAGUGUUAUGUUCUUAAACACA
Messenger RNA from Clarias gariepinus (North African catfish), 3914 nucleotides. RefSeq names its product von Willebrand factor A domain containing 3A (gene vwa3a). The record is from RefSeq and is a predicted model, not a curated record. The transcript is spliced from 32 exons. Lineage: Eukaryota; Metazoa; Chordata; Actinopteri; Siluriformes; Clariidae. The coding region runs from base 110 to 3478 and encodes 1122 amino acids.